This is a messenger RNA of Serinus canaria (Common canary), 2637 nucleotides long. Its product is annotated as cyclin-dependent kinase 4 inhibitor B-like. Bases 1172 to 1606 code for a protein of 144 amino acids. The transcript has 2 exons. Lineage: Eukaryota; Metazoa; Chordata; Aves; Passeriformes; Fringillidae. Gene Ontology annotation, molecular function: cyclin-dependent protein serine/threonine kinase inhibitor activity; protein kinase binding. Gene Ontology annotation, biological process: negative regulation of cell population proliferation; regulation of cyclin-dependent protein serine/threonine kinase activity. The record is from RefSeq and is a predicted model, not a curated record. Gene Ontology annotation, cellular component: nucleus.
ACAAACAAAAAAAAGGGAAAAGAAAACCGUCCUUAUUCCCCCUGCCUUCUUCGUAAGAGGCAGGAACUUCAAGGUAGCGGAAUAGAGCUUCACGGAGCGGGCCGUGGCUGCCGACCACCCGCUCCCACUCGACGGCCGCGGGAGGGGUCGCUUGGGGGGGGGGGGUGUGUGGUACAGGCAUGUGUCUGGCCCUGCAGCGGGGGGACGCUGGGCAGAAAGCCAAGGCGAGGAACCAGAUGUUUGGAUUUUGAGGAUUUUUCAUAACUGCAAGGCGAGAUUCUUCUGCCUAGCCUCCGGCUGCGCGGCUGGAGCUGCACCUUACCCUGGUGAGCUCUCGCCGCGGUUUUCCUGUUCCAGGUAGGCUCUGGCAGGCUGAAGCCAUCCUCUUCUAUCCGCUGCCAUUAGGCUGGUCUCAGACUUGCUGCGGGCACGGCUCUCUUCCUCAUCCGGUCCGCCAGCUCUUGGCAGGCACAGGACGAAGGGAUGGACCCCUCAACCCACCGCUCGGAUGGGCUCGGGCAGGGCAGGACCCCUUUCCGAGACAGAAACCAGAGGCAUCACUCGCACAAAGAGUCUUUGGAAGUUCAGGUCCCCCGUCCCUUCGUCGUGUCUUCGACCCGCCUGCGUUAGGGAUUCUCGUGGCGCGUCCCACCUGCCUCGCCCGGGGCAGCUGCCGUGGAAGCUGUUUGCCCGUGGGUCUGCGCACCGCUCCCCGCCCCUAUAUGGGGAGAGGUUGGGGGCGCAAGGCCGCCGCCCCCAUCCCCUCUCCCGGUGAGAGAAAAACCCCUCGGGAACCGCCCCUGCUUGAGGUGGGGAUGAAACCGGGCUGCCCUCCGUGGUGCCGUGCUUGAGGAGCAGGCUGCCGCCAUCCCGCCGUCCUUCGCCCCCCUGCCGGUGCCCCUCGCCUCGAGCGGGUGCUCGCAUUUUUCCUCUGCCGCAGGGAGCCGGGGGAGCGCGAGAGCGGACGCGGCAGCCUCCGCUGGAGGAGGAGCCGGAGCGGGGAGGGGACGGGAGGGGCAGGAGGUGGGAGUAGGUGCCAGGGGCUGCCGCUGCCCCCAGGAAUAGAGAAGCUGAGUGACAGCGACGAGCUGGGUAGAAGCGACGGGCGAGAUCGCAGCCAGGGGAGAGGGAAAGCCAGCGGCGGCCGUGAGGCUCAGGUCGGUGGGAGGAAAUGGAGGGGUCCCCCCGGAGCGACGGCGACCGCCUGUGCAGCGCCGCCGCCCGCGGGGACCACGAAGAGCUGAGGAGGCUGCUGCAAGCAGGCGUGGAUCCCAACGGGACCAACCGCUUUGGGAGAACCCCGCUCCAGGUGAUGAUGCUGGGCAGACCGCGGGUGGCCGAGCUGCUGCUGCGGCACGGAGCGGACCCCAACCACCCCGACCCGCGCACCGGCUGCUUCCCGGUGCACGACGCGGCCCGCGCCGGCUUUCUGGAGACGCUGGCGACGCUGCACCGGGCCGGGGCGCGCCUCGACCUCCCCGACGGCCGCGGCCGCCUGCCCCUCGACGUGGCGGCGGGGGGCCCGCACGGAGCGGUGGGGCGGUACCUGCGCGACCCUCCGCCCCUUCCGGGAGCCGCGGGGGCCGCCGAGAAGGCUGCGCGCUGAGCCCCCCCACGGCCGUCCCGCCGAGUCCUUGUCCCCGUAUCCCCCGCAGCCCACCUCCCCCGGGAGUAUCCCUGCCGCCGGGUCAUCAGCGAGCCAUCGCGGAUGGCGGGGCUCCCGAUGUCCGUCUGCUACUGGGGAGAGUGCUCCUUUGUCCUGUCAUCUCCAGGGCUCCUCCUGAGCCGCUCCGGCUCCUGCUUCCUCGGGAAGACACGAGAUUUUCUCUGUUUCCUGAGAAAAAGAAGAAAAAAAAUCCAAAACACAAUCAAGACUAGCGUUCCUGUUUAUCCCUCUCACACUCUUCGGCGGGGAGAACACAAGGUCCUUUUGUGCUCUAGUGGGGGAAAAAAACCAUAAAUAUUCACCUUUUCCUCUCUCUCUCUUUUUUUUUUUUUUUUUUUUUUUUUUUUACAAUAAAGCUGGUUAGAGAAGUGAGAACGCUGUUUCCCUUACUGGUUUGCUCACUGCCCUGCAAAGCUUUGUAUUUCAGUUAUUCCUUGAGAUUCUUUUAUGUUGUCGCACUCCAAAAUAGUAAACACUUUAGCCAUAUCCUUUAUAAAUUUAAUUAAUCCCCAGAGCUUCUCCCCUCACCAACCCACUCAACAUACAGUUUUAACAUCAAGGUGUAACAGUGAUUGAAUGGUAAAAAUUUUAAUGCUGAUGAGCAUUACAGUUUGGGAACGACAAACAUUUUGUGUAGCUGUAUUUAUGGAAAAUCGUGGGAGAAAACAAUCGGGAAUCAAUUAGUUACUGCAUAGUAUUUUGCAUUUGGAAACCCCAUUCUCUCAGAAGAUAUAGACAACAAGCUUCUUAUUUUUAAGACAGCUUUCUGGGUCUCUAAACCAGAUAUUUGGAAAUAACAACAAAUGACCGAGUUUGGUUAUAAAUCUGGAUUUUUGUACACUUUUUGGUUUCUGUUUUCUGUUUUUCCUGUGUAAUUUCUAUAAUCUACCCGAUGUUCAUACCCCUUAUGUGUGAUUAAACACCUGCAAUUAUUCAGUAAUAAAAGACGAAAAAGAUUGGCUUAAAAAUAA